ACAACAAUGGAUAGUUCAGUGCAAUCAAAAUGUGUGAUACCGCAGCGUGUUAUUAUGGGGAUUAUGGGCUCGUUAGCCAUAAUUGUUUCAUGGUUAUUGCGCGGAAGCUUAUCACUAGCGAUCACAGAAAUGGUUGUCCCAUUGAAUAACACCGGGAAAAAUAAUGUAUCGAUCGUUUGUCCAGUGGAAACGCCGACCACCAUCCAAAGUACUAUCGUCUCGAAAAUGAUUGGCACGCGAUACGAUUGGACGCACCAGCAACAGGGAUAUAUUCACUCUGCUUUUGCCUGCGGCUAUAUCAUCACCCAUAUUCCAGGCGCUUUGCUGGCGCAAAAAUUCGGCGGUAAAUGGGUUCUAGGAUUAAAUGUUCUGGCAACGACCAUCUGCAAUGCAGCCAUUCCAAUUGGCAUUGAGUAUGGUGGUAUUAUGGCAUUGAUAUUGCUACGAGCUUUGAUGGGUACGGCAAAUGGUUCAAUGUUUCCAGCACUCAGUGUUUUAUUAUCAGCCUGGGUUCCGGAGAAAGAACGAGGCAAGCUAGCCACAUUUGUGAUGGCUGGAGGUGAAAUUGCAGCAAUUUUGUCUUCAUAUGUAUCCGGAAUGAUUUUGCAUCACUCCACUUGGCCGGUGGUUUUCUAUUUCUGGAGUUUUGUUGCCCUCAUUUGGUUUAUUGUUUUUACUUUAAUCUGUUCCAAUGACCCAUCCUCGAAUUCAUUUAUUGGAAGACGAGAGCUGGAUUAUUUAAAACGUGAAAUCGGCCAAUUGAAACGAAAGAAAAAUUUACCACCGACACCAUGGAAAGAGAUUUGCUUCUGUAUGCCUAUCGUUAUAUUAACGGUUACUCAGAUAAUCGGUGACUAUGUCAUGACCAUUGUGGGCAUAUAUUUACCAAAAUAUAUGAAAGAAGUGCUUGGUUUUUCGGUACAAGACAUUGGUUUCUACCUUUCAUUGCCACACGUAUUGAAAUUGAUUGUAUCACUGUUAUCGGGUUUUGUGUCAGAUUAUUUGAUCAGUGAACAGUAUCUAUCAACGACGCAAGUGCGGAAAAUAUUCGCUGCACUCGCUAGCGUUUUUCCAGCGGGUUUCAUUGUUGCUGCCGUCUAUGCGGGAUGCAAUCGACUGCUGGUUGUAAUUUGGUUUGUGCUGUCAUUUGGAUUUCAGGGCUUUUUUUACUCCAGCUUUCGCAUUAACAUAUUGGACUUGGCUCCAAACUAUGCCGGCCCAAUCAUGGCUGUUAUCAACGGAAUAUCCUCAUCAGCUGGCAUUGUUGCGCCAAAUAUCGUCGGCACGAUGAUAUCCGAUUCAACGCAUGAACAAUGGAAAUUCGUAUUCUGGAUUUCAUUCGUGUUGGCUGUGUUUCGAACUGUCAUUUAUACAAUCUGGGGAUCGGCUAAAAUUCAGUCGUUUAAUGAGCCGAAAAAGGUACCAGAAGCAGCUGAGCUUACAAGACUCAAUGAAGAUGGUAAAGAGAGAGAAACCAAAAAAUAAAUAAUUAUAGCCGCAACACUGCAAAUUGUUAUGAAA
This is a messenger RNA of Sitodiplosis mosellana (orange wheat blossom midge), 1521 nucleotides long. RefSeq names its product sialin-like. Gene Ontology annotation, biological process: transmembrane transport; monoatomic anion transport. The coding region runs from base 7 to 1485 and encodes 492 amino acids. Lineage: Eukaryota; Metazoa; Arthropoda; Insecta; Diptera; Cecidomyiidae. Gene Ontology annotation, molecular function: transmembrane transporter activity. The record is from RefSeq and is a predicted model, not a curated record. The transcript is spliced from 9 exons.